Messenger RNA from Armigeres subalbatus, 1936 nucleotides. RefSeq names its product adenosine deaminase 2-like. NCBI's taxonomy places the organism in Eukaryota, Metazoa, Arthropoda, Insecta, Diptera, Culicidae. The coding region runs from base 271 to 1743 and encodes 490 amino acids. The record is from RefSeq and is a predicted model, not a curated record. Gene Ontology annotation, molecular function: adenosine deaminase activity. Gene Ontology annotation, biological process: adenosine catabolic process; inosine biosynthetic process. The transcript is spliced from 2 exons.
AUUUGAAUCGAAUCAAUAUGUGUACGAUUUGCGACUCGCGACUUUUUUCGACGUCUCAGGUCGGGCAGAAAGAGAAGCGCCUGCACGUGAAUCAACGCGUUCAGUUACAACCCGACCCCAAAGCUAUCAAGGUCUAGUCAAGUAUUCCAUUCCAUUUCUGAUAAUUGCCUGACAAUCAUUCUCGGUAGUUGAUGCGCUUCGUAAGUUCAAGUGCUUGGACGGAUUAUAAAUAAGUUGUUGUGUGUGCGAAUAAAAGAAAACAGAGCGAAAAUGUCUCGCAUUUCGUAUGAAGAAUUCCUGACCCAACGAGCUGAGUUUGUCAAGCAGGAAGAAAACCGUGCUCUCGGCGCGGAAGUGGUGCUGACCGAAGACGAACAGAAGGUCAACGAGUAUGUGAUGACACUGAAAAAGGCCGAAUUGGAGGAGGGAUUUAAAUCGCCCAUUAAGUUUGCCCCGUCCCGACACUUCUUCAAGGUGUUGGAUCAAAUCAAAAACUCACCGCUCUUUCAGCUUAUUCAGAAGAUGCCGAAGGGUGGAAUUCUUCACGCCCACGAUACGGCCAUCGGCAGUAUGGAGCCUGUUAUCAAAGCUACUUAUCAGAAGUUCCUUUGGCAGAAUGGAGAAUUUGGACAAACGAGUCCACCGCAUUUUAAAUUUUCGAAAACGCAGCCUGAACCUUUGGACGGCGUUGAAUGGCGAUCGGUAGCCGAUGUGCGAAAAGAGCUCGGCAAUGAAGGCUUCGAUCAGAACCUUCGAGAUCUGUUGUCGCUAUUUGUACCAGACCCCGAAGUGGCAUACCCUUGCAUAAACCAUGCUUGGGGUAGGUUCUUCAGCAUGUUCAUCUCUUUGGAGCCAAUCAUCACCUACAAACCGGUUUGGGAAGAGUAUUAUACCAACACACUGAAGGAACUGCUUGCAGAUAACGUGACUUAUCUCGAGUUUCGGGGUGUUCUUCCACCAGUGUACGAUUUGGAGGGCAAGAUCUACUCACCGGAAGAAAUCGUUCAAAUCUACUACGAUCUCACAGAGGCGUUCAAAAAAGAGCAUCCCAACUUUGUGGGGGUAAAAUUCAUCUACGCUCCGAUUCGCGCAGGUGACGAUGCCACAAUCGAUGGGUAUUUGUUGGAAGCGGAAAAUUUACACAAAAAAUUCCCCACCUUUUUGGCCGGGUUCGAUUUAGUCGGCCAAGAGGAUCUGGGUCGACCACUGACGGAUUUCAAUGAGCGACUGUUGAAACUGAGUUCGACGCUACAGUUCUUUUUCCACGCGGGGGAAACCAACUGGAACGGAUCUACCACUGACGACAAUUUGAUUGACGCCAUCCUGCUGGGAACGAAACGCAUCGGUCAUGGAUUUGCCGCCGUCAAGCACCCGCGCGUGCUGGAGGAAAUCAAGAAACGCAACAUCUGUAUCGAAUUGAACCCCAUCUCCAACCAGGUUUUGAAACUGGUAGACGACUGCCGCAACCACGUGGGAGCGAUUUACUUUUCGGACAACUAUCCGGUGGUGGUUUCGUCGGAUGAUCCCGCAUUCUGGUGUGCCUCGCCACUGUCGCACGACUUCUACGUGGCCUUCCUGGGGUUGGCGUCGGCUCGGCAAGACCUGCGGUUGCUGAAGAAGCUGGCACUGAAUUCUUUCGAGUACAGCGGAAUGUCGAAGGCGGAGAAGGUGGAAGCUAAACACAAGUGGAACGUUGCCUGGAAUCAUUUUAUCGAUGAAACGCUCAAGACCAUCGCGCAAUGAAUGCGAUUGGACAUCUUUCAAAACAGUAUUUUUAGGUCUUGUGGAAAGCCAUUCAUCAGUUCAGGCAUCGUGGACAUCUGAAUGGACACCGCUUUGUUGCGUGCACCCUGAAUUCAAUGUUAUCUCGAGCCGAAAUAUCAAACAGGGGCAUUAUCAAGGGGGCAAUAAAUGAUGGCAUUGCCAUGGCAAUGAA